AAAGGAAGGGCCAAGGAUAAAGGAAAACAAACAUCAAAAGAAUCUGUGAUUACAUCAAGGUUUGAGAAAGCCCCUUGUCUAACUUCUUGUCCUCUGCAAAUGAAUAAUGACAGCACUUCAAGUGGAACAGAUCAGGAUGAAGGAAGAUCUUCAAAGAAAACAUCUAGUGACAAGGAAGAGGUCAAAAAACAAAUUGAUUCUAUGGAUGACUUCGGUGUCUUAACUCUGUCAUCUGAAACAGUUUUGGAGGGUUUCCACAUGCCUGACUCUAAUCAUAUGAUUUGCAUGUCGCUAAUUGAACAGCAUGCCAUGGAUUGUAAAGAUUAACUUUAAAACAAGAAAAACAAAAAAGAAGAAACGCUGAAAUGUUAUAUGAAAAGAUUCAGGAGCAACUAACAAAAAGAGAAGAGCAGUAUAAGAAAGAAGUUGAAAUAAAACAAGAACUUGAUUUUAAGCUUAGAGCACUAGAUGCAGAAUUGAGGACUGUAAGAAAUAAUUUC
Molecule: messenger RNA, 500 nt
Organism: Neogale vison (American mink)
Lineage: Eukaryota; Metazoa; Chordata; Mammalia; Carnivora; Mustelidae
Product: ankyrin repeat domain-containing protein 26-like
Exons: 4
Coding region: 100-327 (75 amino acids)
Source: RefSeq, a predicted model, not a curated record